Messenger RNA from Penicillium alfredii, 498 nucleotides. RefSeq names its product F1F0 ATP synthase subunit delta. The transcript is spliced from 6 exons. NCBI's taxonomy places the organism in Eukaryota, Fungi, Ascomycota, Eurotiomycetes, Eurotiales, Aspergillaceae. The record is from RefSeq and is a predicted model, not a curated record. Gene Ontology annotation, biological process: proton motive force-driven ATP synthesis. Gene Ontology annotation, molecular function: proton-transporting ATP synthase activity, rotational mechanism. Bases 1 to 498 code for a protein of 165 amino acids.
AUGAGCUCGCUCCGUUUCGCUCGCUCUGCCCUGAGGGCCCGUCCCUCCCUCUUCAGCGCUCCCAUCCAGCGCCGAGGCUACGCGGAGGCUGUCGCCGACAAGAUCAAGCUGUCCCUGACCCUGCCUCACCAGACCAUCUACCGCUCGACCGGCGUUACCCAGGUCAACAUCCCCGCCGCCUCCGGUGAGAUGGGUGUUCUCGCCAACCACGUCCCCUCCAUCGAGCAGCUCAAGCCCGGUCUCGUUGAGAUUGUUGAGGAGGGCGGCUCUACCAAGCAGUACUUCCUCUCCGGUGGUUUCGCUGUCGUCCAGCCUGACUCUCAGCUGAGCAUUAACGCUGUCGAGGGUUUCCCCCUGGAGGAGUUCAGCGCCGACGCUAUCCGCAACCAGGUCACUGAGGCCCAGAAGAUCGCCAGCGGCAGCGGCAGCGAGCAGGACAUCGCCGAGGCCAAGAUCGAGCUGGAGGUGCUGGAGACCCUGCAGGCUCACGUCAAAUAG